GCCUACCCACCCAGCUCCUUCACCACGAGCCAGCCCGCCGUGCUGGUCGUGUGUGGGCCGGGGAACAACGGCGGGGAGGGCUUUUUAGUCUGCGCCCGACACCUGAAAAUGUUUGGCUACGAGCCGACCGUGUAUUACCCCAAGCGCCCCAACAAGCCCCUGUUUGAAGGUCUGACCACCCAGUGCCAGAAGAUGGACAUCCCCUUCCUCCCCGAGUUCCCGGCUGAGGCUGCACUCAUCGAUGAGCUCUAUGGCCUGGUGGUGGAUGCGAUUUUCGGGUUCAGCUUCAAGGGAGCGGUGCGGGAGCCCUUUGGCAGCAUCCUCAGCACCCUUGAGCGCAUCACGGUGCCCAUCGCCAGCAUCGACAUCCCCUCGGGCUGGGGCGGGGACGAGGGGCAGGGGGGGGACGUGGAGAAGGGGAAGGCGGACGGUCUCCAGCCCGACAUGCUCAUCUCACUCACGGCACCCAAGAAGGCAGCAAUGCAUUUUGCCGGCCGCUACCACUUCCUCGGGGGCAGGUUUGUGCCCGCUGCGCUCCAGGAGAAAUACGCUUUAAACCUGCCACCAUACCCCGAGACGGACUGCGUCCUGCAGCUGACCUAG
Molecule: messenger RNA, 603 nt
Organism: Fulmarus glacialis (Northern fulmar)
Lineage: Eukaryota; Metazoa; Chordata; Aves; Procellariiformes; Procellariidae
Gene: NAXE
Product: apolipoprotein A-I binding protein
Cellular component (GO): mitochondrion
Molecular function (GO): NAD(P)HX epimerase activity
Source: RefSeq, a predicted model, not a curated record